This is a messenger RNA of Epinephelus moara (kelp grouper), 5889 nucleotides long. Its product is annotated as myosin-7-like. Gene Ontology annotation, cellular component: myosin complex. Gene Ontology annotation, molecular function: cytoskeletal motor activity; actin filament binding; ATP binding. The transcript is spliced from 37 exons. Lineage: Eukaryota; Metazoa; Chordata; Actinopteri; Perciformes; Serranidae. The coding region runs from base 432 to 5789 and encodes 1785 amino acids. The record is from RefSeq and is a predicted model, not a curated record.
GUGAAAGGAAACCUGGAUGCCAUUUCUCUGAUAUGCAUCCCCAUAUUUGGCUGACUAACAACCUUUAUUAAGAGAGGCAGUCUGGUGUCAGCCACUGGAUCCAUCAUUUCACUUGACAAAGGUUGACGGUCAAAGGUAAGAAAAACAUCCACUCAAAUGGGAAACUGCUGCUUCAUAAGUGAAGAGUGUUUGUUGAUGAUGUUAGAGUUACUCCCAGCUCUAUAUUGACAGUUGUUACUGCUAACAACAUUUCGUAAGGGGUUAGUGAAACAUUGUGGUUGAGGAGAUCCAUUGUGUUACUGCUUUUUUAUACUUGUCACUUGAUUUGUCUCAGAUAAUGAUGUAACAUGACAUUCUGUCUGCUUCUGUCUGCGAAAUACAAAUAACACAGAUCCCAAGUACUUGUGGAGGGAAACACCUCAGGUUGAAAAAUGGGUGAUGCCGCAAUGGCAGAGUUUGGGACAGCUGCUUCUUAUCUUAGGAAGUCAGAUAAGGAGCGUCUAGAAGCCCAGACACGUCCAUUUGACAUGAAGAAGGAGUGUUUUGUUCCUGAUCCAGAGGUUGAGUAUGUCAAAGGUUCCAUCACUAGUCGUGAUGGUGACUCUGUCACUGUCCAGACUGAAUUUGGAAAGACUGUGACAGUGAAGGAGUGUGAUGUUCACCCUCAGAACCCGCCAAAGUUUGAUAAAAUUGAGGACAUGGCGAUGUUCACCUUCCUCCAUGAGCCCGCUGUACUGUUUAACCUCAAAGAGCGUUACGCAGCAUGGAUGAUUUAUACCUACUCUGGGCUCUUCUGUGUGACUGUCAACCCCUACAAGUGGCUGCCAGUCUACAACCAAGAGGUGGUUGUUGCCUACAGAGGAAAGAAGAGGAGUGAAGCUCCUCCUCAUAUCUUCUCAAUCUCUGACAAUGCCUACCAGUACAUGCUGGCAGACAGAGAAAACCAGUCGAUCCUUAUCACUGGAGAAUCUGGUGCUGGAAAGACUGUAAACACCAAGCGUGUCAUUCAAUACUUUGCCAGCAUUGCUGCUGCUCCGGGUGUGAAGAAAGACCAAGCUGCUGAAAAGAAGGGUACCCUGGAGGAUCAAAUCAUUCAGGCUAACCCUGCUCUUGAGGCCUUUGGGAAUGCCAAGACCAUCAGGAAUGACAACUCCUCCAGAUUUGGUAAAUUUAUCAGAAUUCAUUUUGACAACCGAGGAAAGCUGGCCUCUGCUGACAUCGAAACAUACCUCCUGGAGAAGUCUCGUGUGACCUAUCAGCUUAAAGCUGAGCGGGACUACCACAUUUUCUACCAGAUCUUGUCUCAGCAAAAACCAGAACUUCUGGACAUGUUGCUCAUCACCAACAACCCCUAUGACUACGCCUUCAUCUCCCAAGGAGAGACAACAGUAGCCUCUAUCAAUGACUCUGAAGAGCUGAUGGCCACUGAUGACGCCUUUGAUGUGCUGGGCUUCACUCAAGAAGAGAAGAACAGUAUUUACAAGCUGACUGGUGCCAUCAUGCACUAUGGUAACAUGAAGUUUAAGCAGAAGCAGCGAGAAGAGCAGGCAGAAGCUGAUGGCACUGAAGUUGCUGACAAAGUUGCAUAUCUGAUGGGCCUGAACUCUGCCGACCUCAUCAAAGGUCUCUUGCACCCAAGAGUCAAAGUAGGAAAUGAGUGGGUCACCAAGGGACAAAAUGUCGCUCAGGUGUACUAUGCUGUCGGUGCACUGUCUAAGUCAGUAUAUGAGAAGAUGUUCCUGUGGAUGGUGGUGAGAAUUAACCAGUCCCUGGACACCAAGCAGCCCCGUCAGUACUUUAUUGGUGUACUGGACAUUGCUGGAUUUGAGAUCUUUGAUUUCAACACCUUUGAGCAGCUGUGCAUCAACUUCACCAAUGAAAAACUGCAACAGUUUUUCAACCACCACAUGUUUGUGCUGGAGCAGGAAGAGUACAAGAAAGAGGGCAUUGAAUGGACUUUCAUAGAUUUUGGGAUGGACUUGCAGGCCUGCAUUGAUCUGAUUGAAAAGCCCAUGGGUAUCAUGUCCAUCCUUGAAGAGGAGUGCAUGUUCCCCAAAGCUUCUGAUACCACCUUUAAAGCUAAGCUCUAUGACAACCAUCUGGGGAAAUCUGGUAACUUUCAGAAGCCCAGAAUUGUCAAAGGGAAACCAGAGGCCCAUUUCUCCCUGGUUCAUUAUGCUGGAACUGUUGAUUAUAAUAUCAACAACUGGCUGGUGAAGAACAAGGAUCCUCUGAAUGAGACCGUUGUUGGACUUUUCCAGAAGUCUAAUCUCAAGCUGUUAGGUACCCUCUUUGCAAAUUAUGCAGGAGCUGAGUCAGCUGAUUCUGGUGGGAAAGGCAAAGGUGGCAGCAAGAAGAAAGGUUCAUCCUUCCAAACAGUAUCAGCUUUGCACAGAGAGAACCUGAACAAGCUGAUGACCAACUUGAGGUCAACUCACCCUCACUUUGUACGCUGCAUCAUCCCCAAUGAGACCAAGACUCCUGGGGCCAUGGAGAACCCUCUGGUGAUGCACCAGCUGCGCUGUAACGGUGUGCUGGAAGGCAUCAGGAUCUGCAGAAAGGGCUUCCCCAACAGGAUCCUCUAUGGAGAUUUCAAACAGAGAUACCGUAUUUUGAACCCUAAUGCAAUUCCUGAGGGACAAUUCAUCGACAACAAGAAGGCUGCUGAGAAACUGUUAGGUUCUCUGGAUAUUGACCAUAACCAAUACAAACUGGGGCACACUAAGGUGUUCUUCAAAGCUGGACUGUUGGGUCUGCUGGAGGAAAUGCGAGAUGACCGACUAGCACUAAUCAUCACUGGCAUCCAAGCACGGUCAAGAGGACUUCUGGCGAGAAUUGAAUUCCAGAAGAUUGUUGAACGCAGGGACGCACUACUUGUGAUCCAGUGGAACAUCCGUGCGUUCAUGGGGGUCAAAAAUUGGCCCUGGAUGAAGAUGUACUUCAAGAUUAAACCCCUCCUGAAAUCAGCAGAGACUGAAAAGGAGAUGGCCAACAUGAAGGAAGAGUUUGCCAAACUAAAAGAGGCUUACGCAAAAUCUGAAGCUCGCAAAAAGGAACUGGAAGAAAAAAUGGUCUCUCUUCUCCAAGAGAAGAAUGACCUGCAGCUUCAAGUUCAAUCUGAGCAAGAUAAUCUGUGUGAUGCUGAGGAAAGAUGCGAGGGGCUGAUUAAGAGCAAGAUCCAGCUGGAGGCAAAAAUCAAAGAGCAGUCAGAAAGACUAGAGGAUGAGGAGGAGUUGAAUGCUGAACUGACUGCUAAGAAGAGGAAAUUAGAGGAUGAGUGCUCUGAGCUGAAGAAAGACAUUGAUGACUUAGAGUUAACUCUGGCCAAAGUGGAGAAAGAGAAGCACGCUACUGAGAACAAGGUUAAGAACCUGACUGAGGAGAUGGCUGCUUUGGAUGAAAUCAUUGCUAAGUUGACAAAGGAAAAGAAAGCCUUACAGGAAGCUCAUCAGCAAACACUGGAUGACCUGCAGAGUGAAGAAGACAAAGUCAACACUCUGACGAAGGCCAAGGUUAAGCUGGAGCAGCAAGUGGAUGAUCUUGAAGGGUCCCUGGAGCAAGAGAAGAAAGUGCGUAUGGAUCUUGAGAGAGCAAAGCGGAAGCUUGAGGGAGACCUAAAGUUAACUCAAGAGAGUCUCAUGGACCUGGAAAAUGACAAGCAGCAACUCGAAGAGAGGCUGAAAAAGAAAGAUUUUGAAAUCAGCCAACUUAUUGGCAAGAUAGAAGACGAACAAGUGAUGAGUGCCCAGCUCCAGAAAAAAUUGAAGGAGUUACAGGCCCGCAUCGAGGAGCUGGAGGAAGAGCUUGAGGCAGAACGAGCUGCCCGAGCCAAGGUGGAGAAGCAGAGAGCAGACUUGUCCAGAGAGCUGGAGGAGAUCAGUGAGAGGUUGGAGGAGGCUGGUGGAGCAACAACUGUCCAGAUUGAGAUGAACAAGAAGAGGGAGGCUGAGUUCCAGAAACUCCGCAGAGACCUUGAAGAGGCCACUCUGCAGCAUGAAGCCACUGCUGCCACUCUCAGGAAGAAACAAGCUGACAGUGUUGCUGAUCUGGGAGAGCAGAUCGACAACCUGCAGAGAGUCAAGCAGAAACUGGAGAAGGAGAAGAGUGAGCUCAGACUGGANAGAACUGAGGAACUAGAGGAGGCUAAAAAGAAGCUGGCUCAGCGUCUGCAGGAGGCCGAGGAGGCUGUUGAAGCAGUGAAUGCUAAAUGUUCCUCUCUGGAGAAGACCAAACACAGGCUGCAGAAUGAGAUUGAAGAUCUCAUGGUGGAUGUGGAGAGGUCUAAUGCUGCUGCUGCUGCUCUGGACAAGAAGCAAAGAAACUUUGACAAGAUCUUGGCAGAAUGGAAACAGAAGUAUGAAGAGUCUCAAACAGAGCUGGAGAGCUCUCAGAAGGAAGCCAGGUCUCUGAGCACUGAGCUCUUCAAACUAAAGAACUCCUAUGAAGAAUCUCUUGAACAUCUGGAGACCAUGAAGAGAGAGAAUAAGAAUCUGCAGGAGGAAAUAUCUGACCUCACUGAGCAAAUUGGUGAGAGUGGAAAGAGCAUUCAUGAACUUGAGAAGAUGCGAAAACAAUUGGAACAAGAGAAGUCUGAGAUACAAACAGCCCUGGAGGAAGCAGAGGCCUCACUGGAGCAUGAGGAAGGGAAGAUUCUCAGAGCCCAGCUUGAGUUUAACCAGAUUAAGGCUGAUAUUGAGCGCAAGCUGUCUGAAAAAGAUGAAGAGAUGGAGCAAGCAAAGAGAAACCAACAGCGUAUGGUGGAUACUCUUCAGAGCUCUCUUGAGGCCGAGACUCGAAGCAGGAAUGAGGCCCUCCGUUUGAAGAAGAAGAUGGAGGGAGACCUCAAUGAGAUGGAGAUUCAGCUGAGCCAGGCCAACAGGCAGGCAGCUGAGGCUCAGAAACAACUUAAGGCUGUUCAUGCACAUCUGAAGGAUGCUCAACUCCAGCUCGAUGACUCUCUUCGAGCCAAUGAUGAUCUAAAGGAAAACAGUGCCAUCAUUGAGAGACGCAACAUCCUGCUUCUGGCCGAAGUGGAGGAGCUCAGGGCUGCUCUGGAGCAAGCUGAGAGAAGUCGCAAACUUGCUGAGCAAGAGCUGCUGGACGUUAGUGAAAGGGUGCAGCUACUGCACUCACAGAAUACUAGUCUGAUAAAUCAAAAGAAGAAGCUGGAGGCUGAUACUGCCCAGCUUCAGACUGAAGUAGAGGAAGCAGUACAAGAGUGCAGAAAUGCUGAGGAAAAGGCCAAGAAGGCCAUUACUGAUGCUGCCAUGAUGGCAGAGGAGCUGAAGAAAGAGCAGGACACCAGUGCUCACCUGGAGCGUAUGAAGAAGAACAUGGAGCAAACCAUUAAAGACCUGCAGCACCGUCUGGAUGAAGCUGAACAGAUUGCAAUGAAGGGAGGCAAGAAGCAGUUGCAGAAGCUCGAGGCCAGGAUCAAAGAACUGGAAUGUGAAGUAGAGGCUGAACAAAGAAAGUCCAGCGAUGCUGUCAAGGGAAUACGAAAAUAUGAGAGACGAAUCAAAGAGUUGACUUACCAGACAGAGGAGGAUCGUAAGAAUCUUGCCCGUCUGCAAGAUCUGGUAGACAAGCUACAGCUAAAGGUCAAAUCCUACAAGAGAGCUGCAGAGGAAGCUGAGGAACAGGCCAACAGUAAUCUUACCAAGUUUCGUAAGAUUCAACAUGAGCUUGAUGAAGCUGAAGAGAGAGCUGAUAUCGCUGAGUCUCAGGUCAACAAGCUACGUGCCAAGAGCCGUGAUGUGGGGUCAAAGAAAGGACAUGAUGGGGAGUGAAGCUCAUGGAAUGAAUUCUUGUUUCUGAGGCAUCUGAUGUCUGAAUAAUGGUGUCUCCCUAAGCAUGUCAGUUGUUCAGUAGAAUAAAGUAAUCUGCAUC